GGCUAGCACUGUUGAUGAGGGGCACGGCGCUUCGAGAUCACAUCGUAUAGCCGCCGCAGUAUCGCACAGCAGAGGCAUAUCUCGGCCUCCUCUCUUUUUACCAUCAUCCUGCCUUCCUCUCGUUUUUCUUUUUCUAUUUUGCUCCCAUGGACUUCCCGCAAAGACCAGGCCAACCACUCCUACAGCCCGCGCCAGCACGCGUGCUCGUCCAGACACUGACACACCUGCUUCCCUCGGAUGGAAAGAUAUAUAAGCCAGAGCGGAAUCCUGGUGGCGAUAAGCUCUACUCCAUGCUGCACCGAAUUUGCCGACACGUCUGGAGUCACUCAUACGACUCCGACUUCUUUCGGUGGUACGGGUACGGCGACGACCAGCUCGGCUACAACAACAGGCCUUGUUUUUUCCUCAUUGACCAUGGCGAAACCGAUAAUGAAGCCGAUGUCCCCGUGCUUCCGUUUCAAUGGACCGGCGAGGAGUUUAAGCCCAUGCCCGACUUAUUGCAAUCACCGGAUGUACAGGAGGAACUGAGGGCUACGCCAUUUAUGACACCCCCGCCAUCUUCAGAGCCUUCUAAGCCGUACCCUGUGCGGAAAAUGGUGAGGAAUAUGCUACGGAGCGUUGAGCGAGUUCCGGAUUGGCAUCUCCAGUACAUCACGGAGCAUCCCGAAGAUAUGGAGUGGUUGAAGAGGAAGUUGAGGCCUAGAUUCUACGAGAAUCUGCUCGCCCAGAUUGAAGCGCGACCGAGAGAGAAAGAAGAAGAUGCGAAGGAGGCCUCGGAUCCUGUGUAGAAAUAUCUUAGAACUCUACUACCACCCUAUAAACGAAAUACCAACAUCGGCAAAGCAUAGAUAACCACCAAAUCAAAACAGGACAGUAAUAGCAAACAUAUAGCAAGACUAUACUAAGUAUCCAGCACAAACCAGCGCCAUUCCUAACAAAUACUUCAACCCCCUGAUGUGCCAUCCCACCGCCAGCACUGGGAAGUCAGUCACUAGCGCCGGCACGGACAUCGUCCAGCCGGGACCUUGCACUUCCCAUAUCCAUUACACUCCGCGCAGCUAAGCUCAGUGUAAGCCACAUUGUGCCCGGAGCCCCCACAUUCAAGGCACCGCUCCAUCCUAUACGCAUCACCGGUUCCCCCGCACAGGACGCAGCUUGGCUCCGGCCUUCUGGUGCGACCCCUGCCAACGGACUUAUCGCUGUUGGCGCUGCUGCUGCUACUGCUGCUGCAGCGGCUGGAGGCGCGGUUUCGGGACCAAGGCAUCG
Messenger RNA from Aspergillus versicolor CBS 583.65, 1266 nucleotides. RefSeq lists its product as uncharacterized. Bases 147 to 788 code for a protein of 213 amino acids. The record is from RefSeq and is a predicted model, not a curated record. NCBI's taxonomy places the organism in Eukaryota, Fungi, Ascomycota, Eurotiomycetes, Eurotiales, Aspergillaceae. The transcript has 2 exons.